Molecule: messenger RNA, 579 nt
Organism: Venustampulla echinocandica
Lineage: Eukaryota; Fungi; Ascomycota; Leotiomycetes; Helotiales; Pleuroascaceae
Exons: 2
Coding region: 1-579 (192 amino acids)
Molecular function (GO): protein binding
Source: RefSeq, a predicted model, not a curated record
AUGGGUGCGGCGAAUCCCCAAAAGGCCGUAUCAGCGCCACUCAUGGCUGCUUGUGCUACCGGAGAUAUACCAACAUUGAGCGCUCUCCUAAGCGCCCAGCAGGUUUCCCAGCAGGACAAGACCUGUGGUGCCGACCCGGGAAGGUCAUUCGGAUCGACUAGAUAUUUUUACACCCUGCUGCCGCUGGAGUUUGCUGCAUACUCAUCCUCCGAGUCAAACGUUCGGCUGUUGUUGAAACAUGGCGCCAUUUUACGAGGUACUGGGGCUCUCCAACUUGCCGCUGGGUAUGGAAAACCAAACAUGGUGCGUGUGUUGGUUGAGGCUGGAGCGGAUGUUAAUGGAAUGGUGGAAGCGACAACCCCAUUGAAUGCCAGAUUCUCUCCAACUGAGCAGACUGCAUUACACUAUGCUGCGGAGAGGGGGUACAAGAGAGUGGUUCAAUACUUGUUGGAUAAUGGCACGGAUUCUAGCAAACUUGAUACGAAGGGCAAUACUGCGAUGGAAAGGGCGAGGGCUAUGGGCCAUGAUGGGAUAGUUUCGUUGAUCAACUCGCACGAGAUUGGUUGUCUAGGGACUUAA